AUGACCGGGUUAGGCGUGCAUCACUCGAACACUCGCCGGCUGUGGAAGCUCAUCGACAGCGACCACCGCCGAGUGCUUCGCAUGUGCCACGGCCUCCCUCGCUCAUCGCGGGUUGCGGAAACGCUCGCGGAAACUGGCGCGUGGCCCGUCUCUUUGACGGCUGACCUGCGUGCCCUCGGUCACCUCGAGCGCCUCUCCUGUGCCCCGGACGCAGGACCCAUCCUGUCCCUCAUCCGUUGCCUGCCCCAGUCACGAGUGGGAACAGUGUGCGAUCUGUUUGACAGCCUGGUGGUCGACCCUCCGCCCGUACCGCCUACCUGGCCACCGCCACACCAGCGCACGCCACUUCACGUGUGUCUUGACCUCCCGGGCGUUCGCUCCAAACAUCGCACGCCUCUCUGCGCUGUACAGCAGGAGGCUGCUGCCAGGAUCGAGGACGACCUGGGAGGAAUGACGCACUUGUAUGCCGAUGGCUCCGUCCUCAGCGACGGCUCGGCGGCUGCCGCCUGUGUUGCUCCCGCACUUGGCAUCUCGAAGCAGUGCCGCCUCUACUACCGGGCUUCCUCUACCACGGCGGAGCUAGCGGGACUUCACCUCGCUGCGGACAUUCUCGAGGAGUCGCCGCACAUCACCAGCGCGGCGAUUCUCUGCGACUCGAGGUCCGCGCUGCAGCAGCUGCUACUCGACGAGCGCGCGCCGCCCCUUGCACAGCGCCUUGCCGUCCGUCUGCACGCACUGCAGGGGCGAUGCAACCUGGGCCUGCAGUGGAUCCCCUCGCACGUCGGAGUCGCGGGCAACGAGACGGCGGACCGGCUAGCCAGGCGCGCACACGACUCGUCGACCGCGCUGACAGACCGGGUGAGCUCGCUGGACACAGCGCGACUUCACUUCAGACGGGAGCUCGCGCUCCGCCAUCCCGACGACCGAGUUGCGCAGGGGCGCCCACUGCGUCAUCUCCCGCAGACCGGAUUCACUAGGCGCGAGCGCGCCUUGCUCCUCGCCCUUCGGACCGGUUCUGUGUGGCCCGCCGAGCGGCGGCAUCGACUGCGUGGAGCCCCCUCUCCCCUUUGCGGCGACUGCGGCGCGAUCGAGACACUCCAGCACCUGCUGUGUGAGAUCAGCCAGCUUUUCUACUUGGUCUUUGGUUUUGAGUUCGAGGAGGAGGUCCAUAUGUGA
Messenger RNA from Dermacentor albipictus, 1176 nucleotides. RefSeq lists its product as uncharacterized. Gene Ontology annotation, molecular function: nucleic acid binding; RNA-DNA hybrid ribonuclease activity. Lineage: Eukaryota; Metazoa; Arthropoda; Arachnida; Ixodida; Ixodidae. The record is from RefSeq and is a predicted model, not a curated record.